This is a messenger RNA of Balaenoptera musculus (blue whale), 1426 nucleotides long. Its product is annotated as skin secretory protein xP2-like. NCBI's taxonomy places the organism in Eukaryota, Metazoa, Chordata, Mammalia, Artiodactyla, Balaenopteridae. The coding region runs from base 1 to 894 and encodes 297 amino acids. The transcript has 4 exons. The record is from RefSeq and is a predicted model, not a curated record.
AUGCUGAGGCUGCGCCCGCCGGCUCCGCGCCCCGCGUCCCCGUCCCCCGCGCCGCGGCACAAAGCGGCUCUGGCAGCGAGCGGCGGGCGCGGGGCUGCGGCGGCUCGAGCCCGGGAGACAAAGGCGGGGCGCGAGUCCACGUUCCGCGGCUUCGGCGGCCCCGCGCCCCGCCCGGGACUGGGGGAAGGGGAGGGCCCGCCGCUCGGGGAGGAACAAUGCGGGCAGCGGCCCCGCCCCUCGGCGGCCCUGGGCGGUCGGCGCGCCGCCUCGCGGUGCCGGGGCCAGGCGCCCGGGCGCGGGCGCGGGCGCGGGCGCGUCUGCGCGGGUUGCCCGGAGGGGGCGGUGGCCCGCACGUGCGGCCCCAGCGCCAAGUGCGGGCCGGAGCGCUGGAGCGUAGGUCCAAGCCUGUGCUUCCCCCAGGAGGCGGGCGACCGGGGCGCCCUGCCCGCCGAAGUCGACCCGGGUACGCCGCACGCUGGGGGCCCAGCGGAGCCCACCAGCCCGAGACUGGCGGCCCCAGCACACCGCCACUUUGCCGGAGAGGAGCCAAAUUCCGGCUCCCAACUUGGAGGACGUACCAGCAGCUUGGUGGUAGGCGACAGGAAAAAGGACAAGUGCCCCAACUGGAUGGAAAGCAAGCCCUGGGCCCAGACGCAGACCUCGCUGCUGAGACAGCUGCGGUGGACCCCGGGUGGUCUCUGCCACCUCACCUUGGGCCGCCACCUGUGUCCCGGUCAGAAUGUGCCGGGCCAACUUCACUUUACCGAAGGUGCCUUCACCAAUGGUGUGGAGGAUCUCGAAGUCAUCAAUAUGAGCCUUCUUGCCAGCAGAUUUGGCUGUGAGGCCCUGCAUCCUGGUGAUCUGCUAACUACACUGACUGACAGCACUACCUAGCAACGCUAACUACGCUAACUAACAAUGCUAACUGUACUAACAGGGCUAAGUAUGCUGUCUCUACUAACAACGCUAACUACGCUAACUGUACCAACAGCGCUAACUAGUACUAACUACACUAACUAUGCUAAUCAAGUAUUAACUAUACCAACAAUACUCACUAUGCUAACUGUAGAAAGAACAAUGACACAAAAAAGAGUAGAGAAAAGAGAAACGAAAAUCAACAAAAUGGCAGAAACAAGGAAAACACAAGCUAACUCUAGGUCCAAGGCCGUCAGGUCACCAAAAGCAGCUUCCUGGGCUCUAAGGACCAAAAACCUGGGCCCACCUUUCUCUUUCAUAGGGCUUUGUGAAGUACAUCACAAUGGUGCACUCUGAGGUCAGAGCAAGAAAUGGACCCAUCACCGCUGGGGAUACACCACAGUGGUUUUCUCACUUUUUGAGUUCAAGGCCCCUUUACACUUAGGAAAAAGGAUCCCAAAGAAAUUUUUCUUUACGUGUGUUAUUAGAUAUUGGUAUUCACUUUGUUAUA